UGUGACAUUUCCCACGGUCAGUUUAUGUUGUCCAGACGUUGAAAAAUGUCUCAAUAAAAACAUAUAUAAAGGUAGGCAACUCUUUGAAAGUACAAACCUGUAGUUUGUUGGUAAACUUCAACACAAAAUGCUCGUCUUCGCUCUUGUAUUGUGCUUGCCAGUGUUGGCCUUUGGUCAAGUGGACGUCAAUGCACUCGCCAACUAUGAGUUCAACAGGUUUGACAUUGACCAGGAUGGUAACAUUGAGCCACUAGAAGUCCAACAGUACUUUAGUCGUUUUGAUGCCAACCACGACCAGAGAAUCUCAAGACAGGAGUACCAGCGUGAGGUCGAGACACACCAUGAGAACAAUCCAGGGGCUAAAGAUCUUCUCCUGAGACUCUUUGACGCCUUGGACUACGACAACGACAACCAUAUCGACGACCCUGACUACACCCGCCUCUUCAACUCUGCUGACUCCAACAAAAACAAUCUAGUCAGCCAACGCGAGUUCGUCAUAUAUUUCCAUGACUUGGCUGGGGUACCAAUCACCAGAGGCAACCAACAAUAAAGCAAGUAACAAUUUACUAAUUAGAGGAUUACUUCACAUGUGUACACGUCGGUGUCAUGAUUGUAAACUAAUGUCAUUUUCAAUGUGAUUUUUUUUUUACAAAGUGUACAAUAUUGUACAUUUUCUGAAAUAAAUUUACCAUAAUUUUUUAAUACAUGCA
Biomphalaria glabrata is the source of this 710-nucleotide messenger RNA. RefSeq lists its product as uncharacterized. Gene Ontology annotation, molecular function: calcium ion binding. The coding region runs from base 128 to 550 and encodes 140 amino acids. The record is from RefSeq and is a predicted model, not a curated record. The transcript has 4 exons. Lineage: Eukaryota; Metazoa; Mollusca; Gastropoda; Planorbidae.